UGAGUCCAGCUGUGUUAGCUGGAGAUUGUCCAGACUGCAGCGGCGCCUCACUGCACACACGCACACCCACACACACACACACACAGUCUCUUCUUCUUGUCUUUGAGCUCCAGACUUUUCCUGAACUUUUCCUUUCACUCAACGGACCCAGCAUGCAGCUUCGGACCAUCACCGCGGUCAGCGUGGUGGACGUUAAGAAGAUCAGGAACCCCUUCAAACAUUAUGUGUUCAUUAUCUCAGUCUCAUACUCUGACUCCAGCUCUCAGCUGCUCUACAGGAGAUACAGCCACUUCUUCAACCUGCAGAUGAAGCUGCUGGAUUUGUUUCCAGAGGAGGGGGGGCAGAGAGAUCCCAAACUCAGAAUCAUCCCGUUUCUACCAGGUAAAGUCCUCUUUGGCCGUAGUCAGAUCAGGGAUGUAGCUGUGAGGAGACUCAAACACCUGGACAAUUAUUGCCAGGCUCUGUUGAGGUUGCCUCCUCAUAUCUCUCAGAGUGAGGAGGUGCUGAAGUUCUUUGAGCCCAAACCUGAAGACCUGCUCGAGCCUCAGACACAGAGCCCCACUAAACAUGCACCAGGGGCAGAGAGCCGGGAGGCCAUGAGCGGAGAGGAGUUUGUCUGUGUGUUUGUGGUGGCAGCAGAUUAUCAGCGUCAGGAGAACACCGAGAUCAGUCUCCGAGCCGGAGAGAGAGUGGAGGUGAUCGAGAAAAACGACACAGGUUGGUGGUUUGUGAGUACGGCAGAGGAACAAGGCUGGUUUCCAUCCACUUACCUCGUCUCUCCAGCAGAACAGCGAAAUGAUCACAGAACACCAAAAGGAGAUAGUCACUAUGUUACAGUCCAGGCCUACAGCAGUCCAGGUCAAGAUGAGUUGGGUUUUGAGUGUGGGGUCAGAGUAGAGGUUGUCCAGAAGAACCUGGAGGGCUGGUGGUUCAUACGGUACGAGGGGAAGGAAGGUUGGGCUCCUGCUUCCUACCUGAGGAAGGUGCAGGACGACUGCCCCCCCACCGACCACACCGUCUCCACGGAAUCCAGCCGAGAGUCCACCAUUGGCCAAGUGGAGAUCAUUGGAAACCUGAUGGAGAUCAGCAACCUGCUGAACAGGAAGCCAGCCAACAGCGACACACACACUCACAGCAACGCAAGCGACACGUACACACACUCGGAGCGCGACACGGACAGCGACUCACACUUCAGCGUAAAAUCUGACACUGCGAGUAGCACACACACUACUGCAGACAACACACACACUGACAGUUACACAGACAGUUACACACAUGCUGAUGACAUCACAGCCGGAGUGGAGCUCACAGGCACGCACACACACUCACACUCGCACACUGACUCCAGCUCAGAUACACACACACAUUCCACCAGUGCGGAAAUGAUGGUGACAGACUCAUCCGGAGCAUGUGUGGCAGCCUCGGAUGUGAGCGUGUGUGUGUCUUUUUCAGAGUUGAGUGUGUGUUCCACCGUACAGAGGACACACACCCCCGCCGUCGCCCGCGUCACCCCUCAGAGAUACCACAGCGUGGAGAAUGGAUCUCCAUCUUACAGAGAGAAACCUGCCCCCCGCCGAGAAAACAGUCUGGGCUUUCAGCUGCCGCAGCCUCCAGAUCCCCCUAGUGUUGAUGCAGAGUAUUACACCAUCGCUGAGUUCCACUCCUGUCUGGGUGACGGCAUCAGCUUCAGUGGAGGAGAGAGAGCAGAGGUCAUCAAGAAGAACUCAGGAGGUUGGUGGUAUGUGCAGAUUGGGGAUAAAGAAGGCUGGGCUCCAUGCUCAUACAUCGACAAGCGUAAGAAGCCAAGCCUAAACCGGAAGACCAGCACUCUCACACGACCCAAAGUCCCACCCCCGGCCCCACCAAUCAAAAAGCAGACCUCACUGCCCUGCAUGGAGUCAGAGGUCACAACCCUUGAUAAGAGCCGAGUGUAUGAAGAACCCGAGUACGACGUUCCGGCAGUGAGUUUGGAACCUCAGCUCGAGUUCCUCCCCUCAGAUGUUAAAGCUCCACGCAGUGCCCCCUACUGGCUGGGAGAGGACAUGCAGGAGCAGACUGGAGAAGAGCAGUGUGUGUACGAUGGAGUCACAGCUGGAAUCACAGAGAGCCUGGAAACGAGACACUCACAUUCACACUCAUCCAGCAGGGGGCGCCAGAGGCCAAUCUGGGAUCCUCCUGAAUAUGACGCCCCUACAAUCGAGUUCAAUGCCUUGUCCAUAUCUCAAGAACCGGAGGAAGGGUCCAAACCCAAGCCAAGCGUGCGGCCCAAACCCUCAAACCCGGACUUCAGCUCCCUCAGACAAAGCCUGAAACCUACAAACCAGCAGAACCACAAUCAAUGGAGAACCUCGCAAACCUCAGCAGGGUCCGAGACCGACUCCGCCUCCUCACUGGAUGACUCUUUGACCUUCAAGCUGUCAGUCAGUGCAGAAGCUGAGGUCACGCCUCCCUGGAUGUCCAUCAGCACAGAGGGUGAGGUCAUGCCUCCUCGGAUGUCUGUCAGUGCAAAGACAGAGGUCACGCCCCCCCGUCCAUCUGUCAGCAACCAGGCUGAGGUUGCAGCCCUCCAGCUGUAUCGUACUACUGCAGAGUUCCAGCAGGGGGCACCGGGCGAGCUGAGCCUGCCAGCUGGGGUGCUGGUGGAGGUGCUAGAGAAGCAGCAGAGCGGCUGGUGGUUUGUCCGCUGGGGGGCGCAAGAGGGCUGGGUGCCCACUUAUUUCCUCAAGCCCAUCACACAUACUUAUGUUUCAGAGACCUCAAACAGUGUGAAGAACGAGGAGGGUGGGCAGAAAGUGACCGGAUCAAACAACAGAGGGGUCAGUGGGGUCAGCGGGGCCAGCAGGGUUACAGUGAGGCCCCAGGAUGAAAACAGUAAUGCUGGCGUUACUAAAGACUGCACUGCCAUUAUUAAGGAUAACGCUAGUGUUACUAAUGACUACGCCAGUGUUACCAAGGACAAAAAUGGUGUUGCUAAUGAGAAUACUGGCCCUCGCUGGAAGAAUGAGACCCGCCGUGAUCUAACCAGCUCUGGACGGUCAAUCCCUGUGUCCAUGGUGAAGCCCAAACCACAAAUCAUCCACAACAACCUGCGUGAGGAGUACGUCUCCGUGGCCAAUUACCAUGGCGAUGCAGAGUCCAUGGGGUUCCCAGCAGGAACGAGGCUGGAGGUUCUGGAGAAGAACACCAAUGGGUGGUGGUACUGCCGCACCAUUGACUCCACAAACACACGCCGGGGCUGGGUGCCCUCCAACUUCCUGGAAAAGAGGAAAUAGAUGGUGGAGAAAAACAAAGUACAGCCCUCUGUCUCAAACUGAGAAACACCAGACGAGUUAGUGAGAGAUCACAAUGAGAAAUGCGGCAGGAUGUAUUGUGCAGGCGGCCAUGUGCAAUGAAAGGGGCUGAGCCAUUAAAUAUCUUUGUCCCAAAUUGGAUUAAUUUCUAUGUGACAUCAUUUUAAAUAUGCAAGUAACAACUUCAAAUGUUAUAAUAGUAUAUGGUCAUGUUAGGUCAUAGCUAACCUUAGCUAGCAAAUGUUUGCUAACUGCUUAUCUUGGUGCGGUUCAGUGACCUGUGGUAUCAUGCUGUCAUUCUGACAGACUGUAAUACACUACAGGAAG
Messenger RNA from Colossoma macropomum (tambaqui), 3617 nucleotides. RefSeq names its product SH3 and PX domains 2Ab (gene sh3pxd2ab). The transcript has 13 exons. The coding region runs from base 153 to 3272 and encodes 1039 amino acids. Gene Ontology annotation, biological process: superoxide anion generation. NCBI's taxonomy places the organism in Eukaryota, Metazoa, Chordata, Actinopteri, Characiformes, Serrasalmidae. Gene Ontology annotation, molecular function: protein binding; phosphatidylinositol binding; superoxide-generating NADPH oxidase activator activity. The record is from RefSeq and is a predicted model, not a curated record.